AUGACGUCACCAGCGAUUGAGAAAGAGAACGUCGCUCCCAUGGAAGGAGUCAACACGAAGAAAGCUAAGGAAGUGAAGGUGAAGUCGAAGAAGAAGACUGUUUCCACGGCUCCGAGGAAGAAAUCAACUUCAACUCAUCCUACUUACGAAGAGAUGAUCAAAGACGCGAUCGUGACGUUGAAGGAGAGAACCGGAUCUAGCCAAUACGCGAUUCAGAAGUUCAUCGAGGAGAAGCAUAAAGUGCUUUCUCCUUCGUUCAGGAAGCUGUUGCUUCUUAAUUUGAAGAAACUCGUUGCUUCUGAGAAGCUUGUUAAGGUCAAGGCCUCGUUUAAGCUUCCCUCUGCUAAGCAAUCAUCUCCCAAAGCAGCGGCGGUUACAUCUGCGCCUGUGAAUAAGAAGAAACUUACAACCGCGGCGUCUAAGAAAUCAUCCGCUGCUGUUGCUCGUAAGGUCACUGUUGCGCCGAAGAAGAAAGCUGUUGCGGCGAAGAUCAAGGCUAAGGAGAGACCAGCCAAGGCGGCGAAAACAGCUACGGUUACAUCUCCAGGGAAGAAAGCUGUUGCUGCUAAGAAGAAGGCUCUUGUGGUGGUGGCGAAGAAGAAGAAGACACCAGUGAAGAAGAGUGUGAAGCCAAAGACGGUUAAGUCUCCAGUGAAGAGGGCAUCAAAGAAGGCUAAGAAGUGAAAUUAGGGUUUAAUGUUAGACGAAUAAUUGGCAGUAGCUUAAUCUUGUAAUUCGACUUCGUAAAUAAUAAGCUAAAUCGUUUCAAGAAUGUUUCCAUUUAAUAAACAAUCAACAAAUGUUCCUUACUACUUUUACAUUCAAUUUACUCUAAUAUAAACUCUCUUGUCUUUUUU
Molecule: messenger RNA, 857 nt
Organism: Eruca vesicaria subsp. sativa (arugula)
Lineage: Eukaryota; Viridiplantae; Streptophyta; Magnoliopsida; Brassicales; Brassicaceae
Source: the annotation of a GenBank genome assembly